Messenger RNA from Zootermopsis nevadensis, 3268 nucleotides. Lineage: Eukaryota; Metazoa; Arthropoda; Insecta; Blattodea; Termopsidae. The record is from RefSeq and is a predicted model, not a curated record.
CGGCCUUAGUAGGUAGGGAGAACGCAGUCGAGAGCCGGUUUGGAGCUGUGGUCUGGAGUGACGCGUUGCUUAGUGUCUGACAGAUCCACAGGCUCAUUCAGUGAAGCGAAUUACAGACACCCCAGCUUUUAUAAAUGGAUGAAAACGGAACUGUUGCUGGACGCACGAAAUUGGUGGAUUUUUGAAAGUUCUAUAGAAAAGAAACUUCAAGAACGUUACACGUAUGUAAUGUGGAAGAUCUGCUUACCUGAUUUUAUGGUAAUGAAGAAAAUUUAGUGGUUGAGGACGAGGUGACAAAUGGUUACAGAUUCGUGUGAAACUUUUUCGUUAUGUAACGUGUAAAAGCCAUCGUUGAAGACCAAGAAGGAAAAGUGUAAGACGCGGGUGUUGUUGGCUCGGGUUCUGUUAAAUUUGCUGGAGAGCUGGCUGGACCCAGCUGGACAACCGUAGUAGUGAUGGGUGUACUACGCUGGAGAGACCGUGCUUCAACAGACCACACGUCCGCCCCGGGUGCAGGGGAGUGCAGAAAACUCCAGGAAGCUCAGGCUUCCCGUGAGGACAGUCGCUCAACUGUCACCGCGACGCCUCCUUGUGGUGGGUCUCAGCGCCUUUUGGAGGAGACGCUGCAGAAAUCGGCACCCUACCCGAUGAUCGUGCUGCCUCCUGGUGGCGGGUACUGGCUCGACGGACAGGAUCAUGAAUGUCCUUUUAGUGUUCCUGUUAUCUAUUGCAACGUUUCAUGGUGUGUGGAUUUUUUUUUCCAGGAACACCUGAAUCUCAUAGGUACAGAUGAGAACUUGGGUCCUGUAUGCCUGUCAGUGAAGACGGAGAAUGUGGCAUCACAAGAGCAUACCAGGAUAUUGCUGCGACUCAAGACGGGAACAAUGCAUGAGUUGGUUCCCUCCUCUUGUCUCUCGCCCUCUCCUUCGCCUGUCAGGAUGGCAAAGCUGUUGAAUGAGCAGCUCAGUGUGGAUCAGUUUUCACCGGUGCUAUGUCCCCGAGCAUCGCAGCUGAUUGCGGCCUAUGACGAACAUGUUCUGGUUUCCAACUUCAAAUUUGGUGUGUUGUACCAACGGUUUGGACAGACAACAGAGGAGCAAUUAUUUGGCAAUGUUCAUUCCAGUGCAGCAUUGGAUGAAUUCCUGGAACUUCUGGGACAGCGAAUUCAGCUUAAGGACCACAAAGGAUACCGAGGUGGUUUGGACACGCAGUUUGGCCACACAGGAGAUGAAGCAGUGUAUGAAGUAUUUAAGGACCGAGAAAUAAUAUUUCAUGUUUCCACAUUGCUGCCAUACAGGGACAGUGAUCCCCAACAACUGCAAAGGAAGAGGCACAUUGGCAAUGACAUCGUGGCAAUAGUGUUUCAAGAGUCAAACACUCCGUUUUCACCUGAUAUGAUUGCAUCACACUUUCUUCAUGCAUUCAUCGUGGUACAAGUCCUAGAUCCUAACAGUCCUAACACAAGGUACAAAGUGAGUGUGACGGCUCGUGAUGACGUUCCAUUCUUUGGGCCAACACUCCCAUCUCCAGCUGUGUUCAAGAAGGGUCCAGACUUUAAGGAAUUUCUUCUUACCAAACUGAUUAAUGCUGAGAAUGCUUGCUAUAAGGCAGAGAAGUUUGCUAAACUUGAGUUGCGAACUAGAACAUCCCUGCUGCAGUCCCUGACAGAUGAGCUGCGGGAGAAAUCAAGAGAUUUCCUCGGAGGUACAGACUCUCCCCAUUCAGCUCCUGACACGCCAAAAUCCGAUGGAAGCAGUAGUGGUGCUGGUAGUCGUUUCAUUGACACAGUGCGUAAGGCUCUUAUAGCAAGAGUUCGAAGUACAAGUGUGGAUAAUAACCUAGGGAGCAGUACAAGCAGUGGACAGGCCUGCAAAAAACUUGUCUCAACUCAACAGCCUCCGCAGCCUGCCAUACCAGAAACAACUACCCCUUCAAGUGGAAGGUCUUUGUCAAAGAGCAGUGGGGGAGGAAAGAAAAGCACGCCAUCUUCUCCAGUAUCCAGUCCAGACAUGCAGAGCCAUCGAACAGCUAGGCCAGCACUAUCAGAGAGUGAUGACUCAUCACUAAACAGCGUGGACUUGGAUGCUGCUGUGUAUGUGGACAGUGACACAGGUCUGGAGAGCAUGUCCAGUGCAGAGACACCCCACAAGGCCUGUAGUCUCUGCUUGGACACUGGGGAAGCAGGCGGGAGGCAAGCCGAGGCACUGCGGCAAGAAGUAACGCGCCUCAAAUGUGAUAAACUUGACUUGCUGCGUCAGAAUGUGAAUUUUCAACGAGACAUUAAACGUUUGCGAGAAAAGGAACUACAACUGCAGUCAGACCUUGCAGCAGCAUCUAAAGAGAUUCUGCGUUUACGAGAGUUGCUGAAAGACUAUAGCAGUGGUGGUGAAAGCUCCCCAGUAUAGAUCCUCAGGCUCCCAUCUCUUGUCACUAUUCUCCUGAAACACCAGACCAGCUGACUAGAUUUGAGGCUUCUAACUUUUGUCAUAGCAGGUACGCAGAAUGUGGCACAAUUUAAAUUGGAGGCUUUCAUUAUUAAACAGUUUUCAGUCUAUAAGCCACUUUGAUAGUUUUUGAGUCACAAAAGUUUUGUCAGUUGGAAUAUCUUUUCCCUCUACUGAAUCAGCUGGCACUACUUUGCGCGUGUGAAUGUGUAAGUAUAAUGUUUCUUAAUAAAAAGUUGGAAUUUUGCUGAGUGUAACAUUCAGUCGCAGAUCAUUGCAAAAGCACAGAGAAUAUUUUGAGAUCUCAUAUCAUAGGUAAAAACAAUGUUUUUUUUCCUUUGAUUAAAAAGACUUCUCUUAUCUGCUGGUUUGUACUUGGAUGUUUCUCUCGGCAAUGACGUGAUCUAUCCUUCUGGCACUUGCUUUAGUGGCUAGUAGCUUACCAACUUAAUUUAUUAUCUAGUAAGAGUCAAGUUACAUUCUUGAGGAAUUUUCAUAUUCAGAGGUCAGUGUUUGCAGUCUUUUGUUUUAGUUCUGAGUAGUUUGUUUCAGUGUUGUCAGCACUGUGUUAAAUUAAAAUAAAUUAUAUUGUGAUCCAGUUUUGUGCUGAGGUUUUGAUUAGUUUCAGUUUACAGUGCUGUGAACCGUUCUUUAAGCAGAAGUCGUCAGAAGGGACAUAAUUAUGGAUGCAGGUAGGUAGGUAAAGUUUUGUUAGGAUCUCUGGUGUAAAAUUGUACCUGUAAUGGAAGUGUGUUUCCUCAAUCAUAAAUAAGAUAAGGCAAUCGUAAAUAAAGGCGCUGUUGCAUGCAGCAUUGGAUACCGUA